GAGAUUCAGCUGACAUCAUACUGAAGCGACGAGAACACACACACACACACACACAUCGCCAUAACACCAGCUCUUCAUCAUCAGCAUCAGCAAGACGACCGCAGGGAAAGCAAUAUGGUGAAACUAGGCAGUAACCUGGCGGAAAAGGUGGAGAGAGAGGCAUCGGUGGAGGACGGUUUUGAUAACAUCCCCCUCAUCACUCCGCUGGAGGUCGGCCAGUUACAGCAGCCUUUCCCUGAUAAGGUGAUUGUGAAGACCACAACAGAGUAUCAGCUGAAGGAGAAGAAGAGGAAGCUGUAUGUGCCCAGCAUCAAGAAGCUGAACAUAAACCUUUAUGAUGAGAUGUCUGAGAAGCUCAAGCUGACUGGGUUGAUUAUUAUAACCUUGGCGUUUCUGGCGUGUCUGCUGCUGUUGGUCAUGUAUAAAGCGCUGUGGUAUGAUCAGCUCGGCUGUCCCGAGGGCUUCGUUCUCCAGCACAGACACUGCACCCCGUCUGCUCUUGAGAUGUACUACCCAGACCAGAGCUCAAGGGGCAGUUUAUACACCGCCAUGACCCACCUCAAUCAGGCCAAGAAGAGCAUCCCCGAGCUCAGCCCGCCCUGGAUGCCCGUCAUGAAGGAUGAGACCAACCACCCUGAAAAAUAAGACACAAGUAUCAGUAUUCUAGUUUAAAGGUGAAGUCAAUCAGAAAGGUGCAAAUGGGGAAUUUUGGCGCAAAUAACCAUUUAGAUUUAACUGUGACUGUCUGGGUUUCCACUUUGUCAGCCUGCUGCAAUAGAAAGGCUGUCUGAAAUCUGCUUCAAACCUGUUUAGAUGAACAAUGUAGAGUUCAUUUGCUCCAAAAAAAAUUCAUAAAUCAAACUUUCAUAAAUCACGCUUUUUAAUCAGAAUUUAGUAUAAGGUGUCAUUGGUUACUGUUAGUUGAUUAACAUGAUCUAUUAAUGAACAAUACUUGUACGGCAUUUAUUAAUAGUUCUGCAUUUACUAAUGCAUCAUUAAAAUAUAAAGUUGUGCUUGUUAAUAUUAGUUAAUUCACUACAAGUUAAAGUAACAACGGAUGACUGCAUUUUCAACGGUGACUAAAUACUAUACUACGGAUGGAUGGAUGGAUAGAUAGAUAGAUAGAUAGAUAGAUAGAUAGAUAGAUAGAUAGAUAGAUAGAUAGAUAGAUAGAUAGAUAGAUAGAUAGAUAGAUAGAUAGAUAGAUAGAUAGAUAGAUAGAUAAAUAGAUAGAUAGAUAGAUAGAUGUUUUUAUACAUAAUUUUUACCAUUUAGUCAUCAAACAUUGGUCAUUUUUGAAUGAAAUAUUGUUUAUGAACCAAACGGUUGAAUAAUUAAUUGACUAUGAAUGGAUGGAUAGAUAUUUUUAUGCAUUUUUCAUUUUUAAAAUAAUUAUAAAUAUAUCCCUUGGUAUGAUGAGCAUGUUUUCAUUUUAAAGAACCUGUUGUAUACAGUUAAAGGUUCUUGCUGACACCAUUGAUCCUAUUGUAGAACUGUUAUUUAUAAGAUUGUAUCUGAUUUGAUCUUAUCAAUUAAUCUGUGAUUGUGUCUAAUUUGUCGAUGAAUCAUUCAUUCUGUUCAUUUGUUCAAAAUCAGACUCAUUGAGGGAUGAAAAAGUGACUUCUCAUGAGUGAGUCAUUGUAUUAUUCACUCAACCAUUUGGUUCAAACGCAGUAUUUAAAUCAGAAACGAACAACUUUUGAUGACUAAAUGGUAAAAAUAAUGUAUAAACUCUAUCUAUCUAUCUAUCUAUCUAUCUAUCUAUCUAUCUAUCUAUCUAUCUAUCUAUCUAUCUAUCUAUCUAUCUAUCUAUCUAUCUAUCUAUCUAUCUAUCUAUCUAUCUGUCUAUCUAUCUAUCUAUCUAUCUAUCUAUCUA
This is a messenger RNA of Danio rerio (zebrafish), 1876 nucleotides long. It is a transcript of the gene caly, whose product is annotated as calcyon neuron-specific vesicular protein. Lineage: Eukaryota; Metazoa; Chordata; Actinopteri; Cypriniformes; Danionidae. Gene Ontology annotation, biological process: clathrin coat assembly. Gene Ontology annotation, cellular component: cytoplasmic vesicle membrane; membrane. Gene Ontology annotation, molecular function: clathrin light chain binding. The record is from RefSeq and is marked validated.